Molecule: messenger RNA, 1233 nt
Organism: Punctularia strigosozonata HHB-11173 SS5
Lineage: Eukaryota; Fungi; Basidiomycota; Agaricomycetes; Corticiales; Punctulariaceae
Exons: 7
Coding region: 65-1159 (364 amino acids)
Biological process (GO): regulation of DNA-templated transcription
Molecular function (GO): zinc ion binding; DNA-binding transcription factor activity, RNA polymerase II-specific
Source: RefSeq, a predicted model, not a curated record
ACGGGAUCGGAUCUCUAACAUAAGGCGCCGGACAUUGCAACGCCCACACUUCUCCCUCCUCAACAUGCCUUCUGUAGCUUCUGACGGGUGCAAGAAACGGGCUUCGAAUAGAGCGACCGUCGCGGGUAUCGUAGAGGAUCACCGCAAGCUUCCUCGUAACCGUGCAACCAAGUCUUGUCUGAACUGUUUCAAAUCAAAGAGAAUGUGCGAUCGGAAACGGCCCUGCACCCGAUGCACCCAGCUCGGCUUGACUGGACUUUGUGUCUAUGAAGUCGACGAUCCUGACCGCACACGCGACAAUGAAGGGGAUAUACCCCAUCUCCAACGUAGGAUAGGCGAGCUAGAGAGUAUUAUUCGCGAGCUAAAAAAUAAACCGCAUCCUCGAUGGGCAUCUCCAUCAGAGCCAUUCGAUAUGGGUGCAGGACUCCGCAAUUUGGGCCCUCCAACUCCGUCACCUACUGUUAGCUCCCGCUCUAUUUCAGGGAGCGUGUCUCCACCGACGUGCACGACACCAGCGAGGGGACUUCCUGGCGUCGGUCUACCUCCUGGGGUCGACCAGGAACUGAUGGUACUUCUCAGGGCGCUGAACCAAGCACCCAGUACCCAUUUCGAGGACCCCGCAGGGCCCAGCCAGUUCAACUUUGUCGGCCAAAUAGCGGACGAUGCAUGCGGGAUCGGAUUCGUACAAAACGGCAAACAAGCCGUGUGCGCGUGCGUCACGGAACCUGCCAACUAUCACGUACUAUUGGAACUCUCACUGCGCCUUCGUCGCGCUGCCAACAUGCUCUCAUAUUCCGCGCAGCACGCAGGGAGUACGACCUGUCCACUUCUUCAGCGUAUCGUCGAGGUGGAUGCCUUGAUAAACGAGACGCUGGGAAACACGCAUACGAUUCCGUCGUCAUCGUUUGCCUACCCAUUUGGUGCAGGUGACGCGAGCCCUGUGUUCGCCGCACACAACCCAACAUUGGGCAGCUCGCCGCCAGGCACACCCUCGUACAUGCCAAGCGCUGCGGAUUCCAGCUCGGUCCCAGCGGGCCAUCGGCCAUUGCAGUCCCCUCAACUGUAUAGCUUCCCUUGCCACACUCCACCACGAAGGCAAAACGACUCAGUUUCAUGGGCUUUGUAUAAUCAGGACCCACAUGUGUUGCAUCAUGACUGACAUAGCUAACAUCUUUAGCAGCCUGCCUUCGCAUGUAUUUAGUGGGUAUAUAUUGAUAUGCACGUACGCUUCAC